GAGAUAUGAGGGAGUGGCGAUAUAUAAACACCAACACGUCCCGUGAGAAGUCUUGUCGUGCUGGUUGGCGUAACAUUCCUUUGGCAUGACGUGGCUGUAUAUUUUGUCCCUUUUGGUAAUAUGCAGCACCGUUAAAGGUGACUGUCCCAAUUUGUGGGUUACGUUUGAUGGCGCAUGCUAUUUUCUAUUUGAGGAUUUGGAAGCCUGGCCACAGGCCAGCUCUAUUUGUGGCCUGCAUUCAUCCGAUUUAGUUUCGAUUGAUUCGUCAAAAGAAAACGAGUUCGUUAAGAAUUACGCCAAAACACGACAAGCUCACCCUGUCAGUGUAUGGAUCGGUGCUAACGACAUGAUGACGUCGGGUCAGUUUCUGUGGUCAGACGGAGACAGAAAAGUGACCGUCACAGACUGGGCUCGAGGAGAACCAAACAAUCACAACGGAGGGGAGAACUGUGUGGAACUCGAAAUAAGAAACGGUUUUAUGUGGAAUGACGCACUUUGCAGGGACAGGAAACACUUCAUCUGUGAACAGAGACCAGGGCCGGUUGUUGGUAAAUGACGUUCAAAUCCCAACCACAGUCGGUAGAGAACAGAUGCGUCAUUCACCAGUCCAACGCAUUGCCUUCGUCGAAUAUUGUGUAUAUUCUUUUAAAACUGUAUAUUCAUAAUAAAUCAUUUGUAAAUUAA
Haliotis rufescens (red abalone) is the source of this 684-nucleotide messenger RNA. Its product is annotated as low affinity immunoglobulin epsilon Fc receptor-like. The coding region runs from base 86 to 556 and encodes 156 amino acids. Gene Ontology annotation, molecular function: signaling receptor activity. NCBI's taxonomy places the organism in Eukaryota, Metazoa, Mollusca, Gastropoda, Lepetellida, Haliotidae. The record is from RefSeq and is a predicted model, not a curated record. The transcript is spliced from 6 exons.